Aspergillus calidoustus is the source of this 978-nucleotide messenger RNA. The record is from the annotation of a GenBank genome assembly. NCBI's taxonomy places the organism in Eukaryota, Fungi, Ascomycota, Eurotiomycetes, Eurotiales, Aspergillaceae.
AUGCCACUCACAGGUGUCUUCUUCAUACCCUCUAAUCCAAAUGCCUCCACUGCUCUAGCCACAAUUACAGAGCGCCUCAGCUUGGCCUUUGCGGAAGAGCCAGCUCUCCUCGGACGCUGGGGCCUCGAGCACAAAUUGAUGCGAGACACACCAUCGUGUCUACCCCCGUCAGCUUCACAGCGCCAAGCCACUCCCAAAUUUAUGCAGUUUCUAUCUCUGUCCCACUACCCUCAUGGGUUCAUAUACGCCUCUCAGCCAUCAGACAGUGGCAAUGCCCCUAGUGGUGCUAGCGCUACGAGUUCACAGUCCUCACAAACGACGACGGCCACAACGCCGAUGAUCAUGACGACCGUCCCGCACCAAUCGACUGCUUCUCUGUAUCAGCAUUUCGUGUACGCCUGCCAGCCUUUCUGGGCGCCCAGACACACCGUCACCGUGCAAAGCGGGAUGGUGUAUGAAAUCGGUGAUUUUCGAGUCCGGGUUGGCGACGUGCGACAGACGCAGCCUGCUGUGCGGGUGCGAGGUACGGUCGUUGAGAUUGAAUGGCGCGGUCCAUCGUUGGUUUCUACCUUAUCGGCACUGUACCAGUCGAGAAAGCAAAGGACGGGCGGGGCAUCAGGUUUAUAUUCAUGGGACGAGGGAGAGGAUGAAGAAAAUGACGAUUUGGGUCAUGGAAUGCCCUUACCUGACGGGGUGGAGGAGGCAGAUAUCGACACGGAGUAUGGGGUCACUGCCUCAUUGAUUAGGGAGUUCUGGGCGACGCUGGGGGUGGAUGGGGCGAGGGAGGCUAUACUUGUGCCGGAUAUUGGAAAGGAGGUGAAGCGGCGCUUAUACGAGCUGAAGCAGCAAGGUAAGCAAGCGUCUGGCCGGCCAGGGAAGGACGACGAGGGUGCACAGCCAGCCGACGAAGAUCCUGACCCGGACGCUGGGGUAGACGUGGCAAGGCAAUAUAUGGAGAUCUUUAGGUUCAACCGAUGA